Molecule: messenger RNA, 23705 nt
Organism: Columba livia (rock pigeon)
Lineage: Eukaryota; Metazoa; Chordata; Aves; Columbiformes; Columbidae
Gene: PDE4D
Product: phosphodiesterase 4D
Exons: 15
Coding region: 17449-19470 (673 amino acids)
Biological process (GO): signal transduction; regulation of cardiac muscle cell contraction
Cellular component (GO): cytosol; perinuclear region of cytoplasm; nucleus
Molecular function (GO): 3',5'-cyclic-AMP phosphodiesterase activity; transmembrane transporter binding; ATPase binding
Source: RefSeq, a predicted model, not a curated record
AAAAAUAAAAAAUACACUUUUUAAAAAUUAUGAAUUAACUUUCUGUCCUUUUUAUGUUGCUCUUAAGUAAUUUUCUUUGACAAAAAUAUGGUUUUAUGAUUAGAAGACUGAAGAGACUGAGCUAGCAAAAUAAUAUAACUGCAUGCUAGUAAUUAAGCAGCUGGGUUGAGAUUCAACUCUGUUGUCAUUUAAAAGCUAAUAGUCAUCCAAGUUUCUUUUGUGGGUAUUGAAAAGAGAAAGGAAUAUCCAGAGUUUUGUCCAAAAUUGACCUUUAAGGCAGGUGGAACAAAUCACCUUUUCAAGGUGCCUGUCUUUCUCCAUUACUGUACAUAUAUUUGUGAAAAUAUAUUGAAUUAAGCCUCUAACUUUUAGACGACUGAAAGUGAAUUCUGUUCCUAUUGAAAAAAAUACAUGUCUUUUAUCCUCCUAAAUAAGAACAAGUGCAAUAAGAACAAGUAAAACUAUCCAGAACAGUUGCUUGAGUUAUCAGGAACAGCAUAGAUCGUUGGAAGCAAAAAUUAUUCUUCAUAUUCCGUUUAAAAAAUUCUCAAAUAAGUGAGUGAAGAAAAAAUAUGUUAAAUGCAGUAGUAACAGAUUAGACCAGGAGUCCAUUAAAAGUGAUAUAUUUUCUCCAGUGGUGGCUCGCAGGAGCUGUCUAUGUCCAAGUAUAGAACAGGGAAUGUGUAAUAUUUUUGGAAGACUAAGUUCUUGAUUAUGUGGCCAACAGCAAUGCCAGACAGUGUGCUGAAAAAGCCUUAUACAUAGGAGCAAAUUUUUUUUUUAAUGAAAUGGAGGUUGGCUGCCUUUCCUCUGGGUGUGUGUAGCGCCUGCUGCAGGAAAAGUCUAUUUUGAGGUUGAAACUGUGCUGUGAGGGUGUUCAAGUCUUUACUAAAAGACGAAAGAUCAGAGAUCUCAGAAUUAUCCUUGAAGAUACAAGUCUUAUUUUUAAGAAUGAAAAAUCUUUAAUUGUCACUGGCACAAAAUGGUAAAUCUGUAGUAAAAGUUGCUGGUUUGUAUGCAGAUAUGAAUUAUGGGUCAUUGCCAAUGCAUGUAUACAUUUUUUAAGAACUGAACAGAUUUUUAUCUGAAUUUAACAUUCAUUGCAGGAAAAUGGAUUCACUCAUUGGUUAUUAGUGUGAAGUUCACUUGGCCUUUUUUCUUCAGACUUUUAAAUUCAAAAUAAUCUAAAAAUAGCAUAAAAUACCGUAUUUUAAAAUUAAUUAACUGAUUCAUAUUUUUAAAAUAUUCAACAUUUUAAUUCAGACUCAACUUGCUUGAUAAAUCCACUUUGGGAAUUGAAAACUGAGAUGACAUUAAGACUAUAUACAUUACAAAAGAAGGAAAGCACAUCCGGGAUGCCUUUUUCUUUUUGUGGCAACAGAGAAGUGACUAACAUGACAAAUGUCAGACCUUAAGACCAGAGGGACAUGAGGACUGGACUAAGCUCAUGAAGUUCGGUAAGGAGAAAUGUAGAGUGCUGUGUCAGAAUAACCCAGGCAGGGAGCAACUGGCUGAGUAGCCAUUUUACUGAAAAGCACCUGGAGAUUUUGAUGGAUAUCUGGUUGAAUACGAGCUAAUAGAGCACUUUCAUUGUGAAGAAAAUAAGCUACAUACUGAGCAACAUUAGGACGACUGUGGUCAGCAGAACAAUGGAAGUAGUUAUUUCCCUCAGAACUUCUGAAUUACUGAAACACUUACUGUAGUUUUGGCGUUCUAGUUAAAGAAAGAUUUGGAGAAGCCAUUGGAAGUCCACUGGAGGCCUACCAAGCUGGAGUGAGGAGAGGCUGAAGGAGCUGAGCUUGUUUACUCAAGUAAAGGGAUGACUAAGGAAAGAUCUAAUAGUCUGCAGCUACUAACAGCUACUGAAGGGUAGUUGCAAACAGCAACAUAGCAAGCUCUUCUUCAUAGUGGACAAUAAUCUAAGAAGGGGCAAUGGUUGUGAAUUGUGGCUUUGAGGCAGGCUGGUGUCUGGUUUUGAUACAAUUUUUCUCUUUUUUUUUUUUUUUUUUUUCCUUACUGGGAGGGUAGUACAGUUCUUUAAUAUGUUGCCUGGAAACACUGUGAGGUCUUCACCCUUGGAGCUUUAUCAGAGUCCACUAGGCAAAGUCAUGGCUUAACUGUUCUGGGUUAAUGAUAUCCCUUUUUCCAGCAGGAGGUUGAGUGAGGUGACUUCUAGAGACCCUUUCCAACCAAUCUGUGAUUCUGAGGUUCGUUGCUGCAAUAUCUGAGUACAGCAGAAGUUAUUUUUGUUCAUAAUGAUCCAUCACUGAUGGGGGAUUAAUAGUGCUCUUCGUUGUGUUGUUGGUUUGUGUUUUUUUUUAAUGGACACUGAAUAUAGCAAAAGUAAAGUCAAAGUUUCACUCUUAAUUUUAUGUACUUAGUUGAGUGCUUCAAGGACUUGCAAUAAAAUUCACGUGUUCAGCAAAAACUUCCUUUAACUUCAUCUGUUAGAGAUGAAAACUUAACACUUUAGCAAAACAGGUCAGAUAGCCAGAAUAUAAGGAAAAUAUAAUACUCUGUGACCUUCUUUAGUUCUGCUUUCUGUUUCCUUCGUAAGAUAAUCCUUUCUUUUUCUGUAUUUUGCCAUUUCAUUCACUGCAUACCUUCUGAUUUGGACCACAAGAAUGGCUGUGAAACAUACCUUUCUUCUUUUCUUAUCUGUCCAUACUUCCUCUCACUUCUGCAACUCCAUCUUAGUGGAUGAGGUAGACUGUAGUGGAUAAAAAGUGUAGGUGGUCCUUUCGUUAAAGAUUGUAGCACAAUGCACAUGUACAAGGAGUACAAAGGUAAUUUGCACAGUCAACAUUUAGCCUGGUGUUUCCUGAAACUAUAUUUGAAAUAUUGUUAAAAUAUUGGUAAUUGUAUACCAAUCAUGCACAUUCAUUCCAGUUCUCAGUGUGUUGUUUUUACACAAGAAGGGAUACAAUCCUCUUUGGAUCUUAUUAAUGGCUGCUUGAAAUAAAGCCAGGUGAAUAAAUUUUUAAGAACUGUAAGCUACCUAAAAAAUAUUUAAUGAAUGUUAGCUAGCAUGCUAAUCAGAAAAAUAGUCAGGAGAGGAUUCAUCAAAUGGCUAGCAAAAAGCCAGAGGUCUUUAUAUUUCUGCCUGUAAUUGGUAAGAGGCUUACAAGGAUAAGGAAGAAUUCAUCUAAUCCUAUUCUGUUUCAGAUUUUUGAACUCACACUUGUUUAUACAAUGCCAUGACCUGUGAUGUAUUGUAAAUAUGGAAUGAAGGAUUCUCCAUCUAACUCAAUAAAGCUGUUCUGCUCUGGAAAAUAUUUCCCUUCCUGAUUUUUCAAUUGAAAAGCUGGAAUAUUAGUUACUUGCACAUUCCUUACCUGAAAUCCCUGUCUUACUCUAGAUUUUAUUUGCCUGCUUAGAAGCUGGAAGGAGGGUAUUAGUUACCUUUAACAGUGAAGUGAGACAACUGAGCCUCUUCAGAGGCCUCUUCUAAAUUGUUUUUAGAAGUGUCAUUGGCUAGAGACAUUUACAGUCAGAAGAGAAAGGGGAAAGUACAGUAGGAUCUGGCAAUCUAGUACCUUGAGGAAAUUGCAAAUACUUUUUUUCAUGUUCUGAGUUCUUUUCGCUAGGAAAAGAAGUAGGUUAACCAGUGGCAUGUCCUGCUGAACUGACUCACUUUUGCUUUUUUCCUCUGAUAUUUUUUCAUAUGUUUUCUUUGUAAAUGGUGGUACCAAGGACAGACUUGAUGGAUCCACGAGCUUUUGGACGUCCUUCUGCAAAGACAUCUGUGCAGUUUCCUUGUAAGUCAGAGGGACCCUAGCUGUCCUUUUCUGAGCCUUUGAGGGAUGCAGGAACAUAAGGAUGAUAUCUCUGCAAAUCUGGAAAAUAUUUUUCCAACACAGUCACCAGAACAGUACAGAUUUCCAGCUUCCUUCAAUCUUUCAUGUGUUAGGCAGUUUUGCAAAGAAUACAGUAACUACAUAAUAUUAAGUGGCCAAUACAAUUAAUCAACCUUCUAGAGUACUUUCUGUGAGUAUUAUGUAGUUCUUAUUAAGUGGAAAGUGGUUUAUUACAAAGUAAACUACAUAAUGCCAAGGCUCUAAAACAAAGCCAUGCAAAACAUAAUUAAAAGGCCAGAAAUAAAACUUUAAACAUUAAGUAGUUGUAAUGUGCUCUUCCCCUCACAGAAGCCAAUAGCCUGAUACUGCUAACACUUCUGAAAUAUUGUAUUAAUCUUGAUUCUUGAGUAUUUAUCUAAGUGUAAUCUUGGAAAACAAAGCAAUUAUUUUUUCUUAUCCUGGUCUUAUGAUUUUUAAGUAAAUGUUUUGCAGUGUGGGUCUUCAUGAGCGUUUAAUUAAAUUGUUUGAUAUGAAAUAUUCAUCAGUGGAGACAAUUACAUUAAAAAAUCAUGUAUAUUGUUGGAUCAAAAGAAGCAGUUUUGGCAGACAGGGACUGUAAUAUCAUUGUUAAAACAUAAGGUUUAAUUUCACAGUUACCACAUUCUAACAGGUGAACCACAUACAAAAAUGCAGGUAUGCUUUGAAUUUGAAAUGCCAGGGCACUGUUACUACUCUUUCUAAUGGCUGCUCUUGAAAACAGUUGCAGUAAAUUACGAAUUAACUUUUAAAUAAGUUAUGUAUUUUGUAUGCAAGAUAAGAUACAUUGUCUACUUCAAACCUCACUGUAGCCCUCAAAUCAAGAUGAACCUCCUGUACAGAAUAUGUUGUUUUUUGCAGGAUGCUGUAAGAGAAACUGGUAAGAUUUUUUUUUUUUUUUUUGCAUUACUGCUCAAUUGGCAGUGUUAUACUUCCUGUUUAGUGUUAAAGUUACUUGAAAAGCAUUAUUCUUCUUAAACAAUGACUAUACUAAUAUUGCUGUACAGCCUUGAGGUGAGGUUUUCUGUUUGUUUGGGUUUGGCUGUUGCUGUUUUGUUUCAAAUAUUUAUCUGAAUAGAUUUUUUGUUUCCUUUUAAAUCCAGAGGAAUUUCAGCUCUUAUGGCUGGAGAGAAAAACUCAUCAGAGUUUGUGGAAUUAACUUCUUUCAACUGUGUCUUUAGUUUGCAAGUGACUAGGUCAUGAUAAACUGCAGUGAGCCAGGCAGCCUUCACCUGUUCUUCCAGUGACACUGUCUGAUGUCAAAUGGUCAGUAUAAUCCACGACUCCUCCAAAAUACUAACAGUAGUGAAAAUUUAUUAGAUUAUUUAUUGAGAUUUUUCCUAGAAUAAGGCAGUGAAUGCGCAGUGUAGAGGGAAACAACAAAUCUGUCUAAACUUUGGAAAGGUAGCUCUACAGACAGCAAAAGACUGGUACUUUAUGAUAAUCACAUGUCACUUAUGUCCACCACAGCAGAUGUAUUUCAACUGAUUCUUUAAGCAAAUCUAUCAGAAAAGUUUAUGGUUGAAAAGACUUAAAAUAUCUAGGCUUCUAAUGAGGAGAAAAGUUAACAAAAUAUUAGAAGAGUCCAGCUAUCUGAACUCUGCAAACGCUUCUGUUCUCAAGUAGGUGAAAUUAUUAAAUGAUAUAAGAUGACCUAUACUGAAUCUGAUCAGAAAGGGUAAAAUGUCUUGAAACUUUCUUAGCAGCAUAAUAGACAUGAAAUCAAUGCAGUCUACAGCUGCACUUCCUGAUUUCAGCCAUGAUUGACUGAUGACUCAGCUUCAUCUGUUACAGUCAAAUAUCAGUUUACAGAAAUAUUGUUCAACCAAAUAUUGUCUGUUCUCCAGAACUGUUAAGCUGAUAAAAAUUAUUUAUUCAAAUAUAACCUUGCAAUACAAUAUAUAAUCACAACUUCUACGUAAUUUAAGAAUCUCAAUAAACAAAAGUACUGACUUACACCUUGCAGGUAGGGCAAAAAAAAAGUCCUGUUAUGAAACCAAGUUAAAGAUCACUGCUGAGAACUUUCAGGUCUUUAUUUUCCUUUCACUUGUGUUUUUAAAAUACUAGUAGUUUUGUUCCAAAAUUGUAUUUUUAGUAUGAGUAAUGUUUCUGUAUGAAUCUCAGAAUUUCCUUUACUAGUUAAUGCAGCUGUGGAAGCCUAGCACAAAUUCCCAAGGUAGUACAGACAAAGUCACACAAAAAGGAGAGAAAAAAAUAUUUCAGACUUGAAAUCACUGAUCUCCCUACCCCAGAAAUUCUUUGCUGAAUUAAAACUGUAGCUGUCUUCAGUUAUAUCUACUCUUUCAUCUCUGCACUUCCUUAAACUUCUCUUACUCCUUCCUUGUCCCAUAACUCCUACCUAUUUUUACAGUUUUUCUGGCAGAUUUUCUCCUUUUCUUAUUUUCUGAGAGUUCUAUGAUACUCCAUGUGAAGUCUUUUCUUAUCCUUUCCCAUUGCUUUAAUUAAAACUUCUGCAUGCUGAAAAGUCCGCCUAGAUGUACCUGGUUCCAGGGCUGAUAAGCUGCUUUUCUCUAAGGCCUUGACUUCUUAUGAAAGAGCAUUGCUAUAUCGUUUUGGAACAGAGGGGUUUGUGGGGUGUUUUGUUUGUGUUUCUGUUUGUUUUGUGGUUUGUUUUUUUGUUGUUGUUGUUUCAUUGGUUGGUUUGUUUUGGUCUGAUUUGGUUUGGUUAUUUGGUUUUUUUUCAUGGUAAGUUAUAUUUUCAGUCAUUUAUUUGAAGUAUAUAUAAAGACUCAGUCCUGGCUGGUAGAACAAUGGGCUGCCUUGGUGGAGCUGAGAGGUGUCAUCAUGUCCCUUGCCACUGGGUCAGAGAUGCUGUAUGCACGGGGACAUGAAGCAUUCGGCAAUAAAGGGGUGCCCUUGUGCAAGACACUGCCAAAGUGUGUGCCGUGCAGUAACUUGGAAAUAUACAUUUUUGCUUUUAAUGCUGCUGGAAUGACCUCUAUUUUGAAUUGGUAUAUUUGUAACUGCUCCUACCUUACAAUCACGUGAUUUUGAGAUUGAAUAAUAUGAUGUUAAGCACUUCGAGCUGUACACAGCUCACAUUUUUAAAGCUAUCUAGGCAUUCUGGUUUCUUUAAAAAAUAUUGCCUGUUUUCUGAGGGAUUUAAGCCCUUAGGAAUUCAGGGAUGGGACAUGCUCCAGGUUAGGACAACCAUCUCUAUAAAGAGGUGAUCUGUGCAUGUAUGACAGGUGUCAGAGGUACUGCAGUUACCAGACAGCUAGUCAAUACUCUGAGAGUACCUUAAUGAUCAGUUGAGCUCACUAUACAGACAUCUGGUGAUGGCUAGCUGAACAAACCGUUCGAAAGAAGAAAAGAGGAAUGUAUUAUUGUCAUCUAAUAUGCAUUGCCCUCCUUUGUGCUUUCAGUGCACAGUACAUGUAGUUUCAGUUAAUUUAACCUUCUAGCAUUCCUUUGUGCCUUCCUUAAGGUUUAAAGGAAGACCAAGCAUGCUGCAGUGUUCACUCUAAGGCAUUUUAGGUAUGAAAAGGGCUUAUUCUGAGAGAAGAGAACUUAUUUCCUCCAAAAUCCAGGUACUUCAGUGGCUUUUUUAGAAUAUGCAUAAUUAUUUUUAAAGUUUUUGUAUCUUGAAAAUCGUAGAAUUAAUUCUUAAUACUCAAAAUAUUACCAGUGAAAAGGGGGGCUUGGACACAUUCAGAUGCUUUUCUCAAAUAAAAUAUGGUUCAGAUUAGUGUUUUUUUUAAGAAUGACUGUUACAUUCUUUGCAAGUCAUUCUGUGUAGCGCUAUCCUUGCAAAAUUUCAAGCCAUUUCACACACAGAAACCAGAACUUUAUGAAAUAUACUGAACAUGUAAUUGCGUAAGUCAUUUGAUAUAAACUGGAGUAUCUCAAAGUCAUCCAUUAAUUGAAGGUGGUUUAGAAACCUGGAUUGACUAUCCAUGUCCACACUUCAAUCUGUAAAACCUUCUGAUUACAUAUACAUAUGCUUAGGUGUUAGACCAGUUUCAUAGAAUUUGUAUAUUAAUGUAGGCAGUAGUUCAAUGAAAGUACUUUGUGAUGGUUGUUUAUUAGGCUAGCAAGCUAAUUUGUAUUACACCAUUCUAACCAGAUAUUGCUGUAUAACUAGAGCUUGGUAAAUAUUUUAAAACAAGUACUAGUUAAAAAAAAAAAAAAAAUAAAAAAAAUCCUGGUUAUCUUUAGCUGUCCCUAAGUAAUGAUUUGUUGAAGUUUAGGAGUAUAUUGGGGGAAAGAAUUAUUAUUAUGUACCAGGUCUAUUCUUUAUGCCUUUUUGAAAGUCAGCCACUUUUGGCCACUAAUGACGAUGAGACUUUGCACUGAAUGCAUCUUUUGCUGGUCUAGGACAGAUGAUCUUGUAUGUAUAUUUUGUUUGAAAUUCUGUCUAUAUUUGAUAAGGUUUCAAAACUAGUGUUUUUUAUAACUGCUUACAUAAUUCCCUAGCAAAAGGAGAAAUAUAGAUAAAAUAAGCUAAAGAACCCUCAAACAGAAUGAGAGAAUCCUUCCGUGGCAGCACGGAUUUUCUCCUAAUCUGUCGUUUGACAUAAGAUAGAUAUGAUAGGUGUUUUUUUAUUAUGUGUUUUCUUACCAUAACACUCUUUCUGAUUAAACCUAGAAGUCUGAAUAAGUGUUUUAAAACAUUUACUAGGUCACUAAUAUUCUUUAACAGACAGUACAAAAGAAAAUAAUAAAUCCAGUGUUUGAUACUCAGCAAAACAGUGCAUGUAUCUACAGCUUAACAUUGUGUGACUUCCUCCUCUUCUGUGUCAUAGUAAAAGAUGUAUUGCAGAAUAAAUAUUAUAGUCUUGAGUCCUAUUAAAGUAUACUGAUGGCUGCUGUGGAGAUGUUUAUAACUGUUUUCUUUAAGUUUAUCAAUAGAAGUAUUUGUGGUAGUUCAUUGUUGAGCUGUAGCUUCAAUUCCUAGUGUGUUGUGAAUCACCUGAAAAAUAGACAACUUAUUGUAUAUUUCACGUGAAGUUUCUCUUGCAAUAAAUUGUUCCAUUUAGAAAGACCUGUCUCGAUAUAGCUCCGCAUUUUGCACAGUGACAUGAUUCAUUGAACCACUAUAUCUUUGGACUUAGUACAUUAUUUUGUCUUACUAAAAGAUCAACUAACCUAGCAAAAGGUUCUCUUUGUCUCCUUUUGAUAAGAAUCUGAAAUAUUUAUCUUCAUCAGAGUAAUGUCCUAGUUAAGGAUGUGUAAUUGUCUUAGAUGUAAUUAAUUAAAGUGAGAUAAACUAGUUUUAUUAUUUUGAACGCUAGAGGGCAUGAAAGCGUGUUCCCAGAGAGAGAAAUGCUUUGCAAGUAAAUUGAAGCACUUCUGAAAUCCCCUAACUUUAGUAAUCUCAAAACCUAUGGAAAGCUGGAUUGGAUUACAGCAUCACAGAGUCACUCAGGUGGGAGAGCACCUCUGGGAAUCUUUCAGCCCUGUUCAAGCGAGGUCAUUUGGAGCAGGUAGUCCGAGACCAUGUCGCUUGAUGAACUUUAGGCUUUAUUUGUAGUGUUGAUGCUCUGAACAUGAAGUGGCCCAAACUGUUACACUACAGUAUUGUAUCAUUUUUCAUUCCAGUCAAUAAAUCUUCAGUAAAUUGAUUAUAGUGAAUUUUCUUCAGUGGGCUAAUGGGUUAAUAUUAAUUUUGGAUCUGAUCAGUUUUUAGGGUAACUUGCAAUGCCAAGCACUGACUCUUUAUUUUAUCCUCUUUUGUAAAUUAAUUUUCAUUAUUUACAUUAGAAACUUUUUGAUAGUAUUAUCUAGACAAAAUAUAAAUAAAACUGUUCUCAUGAUCUUAUAUUGCGAUUCUUUGUUAGGAUUGUGUAAUUCAGUAAGUCUCUAAAGCUAAAGGAAUGGAAUAUAAGCAAUUAAUUUUAAUUUUCAGGAACUUAAGGACAAAAUUAAUGGGAUAAAUAUACUGAAAAAUUAAUAAAAACAUAAUAUAUUUUUUCCCACCUGCAGUAUAAUUCCCUGUUUAAAGAUGCAGUUUAUAUUACUGCAAGUUUUGAUUACUUUAGAGUCAUGUAUUAAGCAAGAUUUCAGUCGUAGUUCAGGUACUGAUUUCCUUUUUGAUUUAGGUUAAAUCAGCUAAGUUCCUAACUUCAGCUUCCAUUUUUGUUAAAAGAGAAAAUACUUUUAUACUUCCAGGUGGAUAAUUAGCUUUUUAUAAGCUUGUAAAAAAAAACCAAAACCAAAACAACAAAAAAACCCCUGCACACAACCAAAUACAAACAUACAAACAAAAAAAUCCUGAUCAGACAAGAAUAAAAUUAAACAAACAAGCAACAACAACACAAAACAAAAACAAAAUAGAUAUUUAAAGUUAUAUUUAAUAAGUAGUUUCACAAAUGAGGUUCUGUGCCAGUUGAUUUAUCUAGGAAAACCUUAGCACUUCCUGGGAGGCUUGCAUUUUAAAUCUAUGUUUUUGUAUUUUAGACAAGAGAGUUGAUCUUUACUAUUUUCUUGCAAGCAACUCUUCCGUGUUUUUCCAGGAUUUUUGUCUGCUGUGUUGACCACCGCUCCACUCUGCUCAUUUUCACAGGGUAUAUUUUUCAUGGAGGCUAAACCAAAACCACAUUUUGCUUAUCCUCUAGCAAAUAGGUCCUGAGCAGCCUAAUGUUUUUCCUCUCAUUGUUCCUUUCUUUUGAAUAAGGCUUUGAUACAUAACACAUGUGCCCUCCUUCAAGAAUUAACCUAUAAACACUGUCUAUCAUCUUUGAAAGACAGAUUAACUUAUCUGACUAUCAGGAGAAUUGGUGCAUACUUUCAGCCGUCACACAGCCAAGCAAGGCUGAGUUGCAAAGACUUUAAGACUCAGAUUUCCCAAGUUGUUCUUGCAAUGUUAGUUCCAUCUUCCUGUGCUCAGGCAUUCAAGUUGUAUCUUUUAAUCCAUCUUUACAAAAAAAAUCACUUAAUACUAUACGUGAUGCUAACAGGAUUUCUUCUGUGUUAACAGUAAAUUAAGUAAAUUAAAAAGUAGACUAGAAACUUGACUUGUUUCUUCUAUAUUUCAGUUCUGUCCAAAGCAGUCCUGUUUUUGCCCUUGUCCUAAGGCAUGACUUCCCAAAUUAGCUCUGAUCUAAGUGGCUCUGAUGCAACUUACAUUGCAGUCAGCUAGAAGGAGAACAGGUUCCUGCCAAAUAGUUAUUGAAAUCCCACUAAAAAUGUAGGAUUGGAGGGUUCAGAGCAAGGAAUUAUUCUAAUUCAUGAUUCUCUGACAGGUCUUUGAGGAAUCAGAGUUUUGUUUAAUGUCCUCAGGAAAAACUGAAAGCUUUUCUAGGUAAUUUCCUGAAUAUACCCUUUGCUUAUUUGCGAAAUCCCCUUUCAAUGAGCCAGCUUCAAACAUGAGUCAAAGGUGCCUGGUAAUCGUUUGCACAAGCUCUUCAAUUUCAUUUGUACUAAAAUUAGGUUCCUCAGUAAUUCUUGAGACACUAUUUGUCCUUGAACUAUACCAGCAUCCUGUGAAAGAACAGGUAGAUAGAUGAGCUUUGAUUUAAGCAGUGUUUAAAAAAAAAUAAUGUCCACAACAUAUUUUGGGAUAGUAUCACUUUGUUUUGUAUUUUUUUUUUCCAUAAAUACAGGUCAGACAAUUUAUUGGAAAAUUAUCAUGAAUAAGAGCAUUUCUACACCACAUGUUAUUUAAUCUGGAUACCUUUUUGAAAACAAUGCUUUCAAUUUACAGAAUUUUGUACUUCAUAACUCUUUAAGCUGCAGAUCAGUGUGAAGUGCUUUUAUAGUGGUCAUAGAUGAAUUCAUAAUUCUGUAUGAAGGAUAACAUCUGCCUGCACAGGCUGCAGGAGUUGCCAAUGAAUUCAGAGAAAAACCUUGUUCAGGUUUUUAUCCUUUUUAUCCAAACUUCAUAGAAAGCUUGACUAGACACAUUUCAACAGACUUAACAUGCCUGCCUGUUCUACCAUCUUCCUUUCCUUCAUGAUCAAAGCAACUUUUUUUCUGAGCUCAGUCUCUCCUGACUUUCAUUUUGAUAUUCUCUUCUUGCUCUUCUCUUCUGCUGUGUCACCCAUAGUAGAUGCAUGUUUAAUGAAAGAGCUAUCUGUUUAGGCAUUUUUAACAUCUCUCUUCUUGCUCUCUGGUAUUAGUACUUUAAUUUAGGAAAUAAUUUCACACUUUUUUUUUUUUUUUUUAAAUCUUUUAUAUGUUUAGCUCUCCAUGUGAUUUGCUUCCAGCACAUUCAUUUUACUUUCUGAGAAAGAGCUUGCUGCUUCAUUACAUGGCUUUAGUAGCAAUGAUCAAAGCACCAAACUUUCUCUCCCUUUAAGUAAGUCACUACUAUUUAACAGAAACUUCCACAGAACAUAUACAUGAGAGGCCACAAAUAGUUCAUGAUUGAUGAGACAAAACUCUUCAUAUGUACAUCUCAAAUCAGGUUGUAUUAUAAUCUGUAAAUCUAGCACUAGUAAAAUAUUAGAUUAUUCUAAAGUUACUGAAACAGCAAAUCUCAGGUAUUUUGUGAUAUUUUCAAAGGUUUUUUUUUUUUUCCUGUUUACAGAAUCAAUGUGUGAGUGCAUGCUUGUACAUGCAUGUUUGUAUAUCUUCCCUCUGCAUACUUUUUAACCCUGUAUGAUUUCCACAAAUUUUAAUGAUUUUAUAAUAGUCUGGGAGAUAAUUAAGCUGUUUUAAGUUCACAGUUAUAGUAAACUGGAUAUAUAAAACACCCUAGAGCUGCUCUUUUGACAGAAGGGCUGCAGGCUGUGUUGACUGUUGAUCACAAAAAAAUCUUACAUGAAAGCAUUCUUGUGAAUACUCCAAACUCAAGAAUAGUAUUGGUACUAUGAACCACUUCAGCAACUGUUGUUCAAGUGAAAUGGUCUUAGAGAAAUAUUUAACCACCUAUAAAGCAGCCAUUUUUUUUUUUUAACAGAAACGAGGGCUGCAGAAUUAAGCAUUAAAGCCAACAAGGGAUGAUAAGUGAUCAUAAUCAGAAAGAAUUUGAAGUUCAAAGAGAUUAGUCCUGGGUAGAAUCUUAUUUUAGCUUAAUACAGUCAGCACAUGCAUUUUUGUUGAUACUUAGACCAAAACGAAACUAUUUGUGAUUUUUUUUUUUAAUUGAACACGUUAAUAGCGCCAGGUUCAUAUAAUAAGUAAUAUAUUCAGACUUUCUGACCCAUUAAAAUACGUCAGAGUGACAGAAAGAAUGGAAGACUGAAGAAAAUGUACUUGCCUUUUGAGGGGUUGAAUGGCCAGGGUUUCAGUUUAUUAUUCAAAGCCAGAAUUAGGUGGGGUGUUCUCUGCUGGGGUGGUUCUUUUUUUCAGGUGGAAAAGGAAUACUUCAAAGUCAGGACACUUCUUUCAGGAGAAAAAGCCCAUGUCAAGGAAGUAUAACAUUCUGAACAGAAAUAAUAUAAAAAAUGCAAGGUAGAAGAAAUUUUACAAAAGUAAACUUCAAGUUAUCUAACAACUAAAUGAAAUGUGGGAAAUAUAUUUUUUUUUAAAUUUUAGGUCUUAUGUAUUCAUAGCCUUCCAGUGUAAACCUUUAUUGAGGUAGCCCUAUCUGGAACUCUAGACACUAUUGUGCGACUGAGGAAAAUUAAAAUGCACAUUUAUCCUACAUUCAGGUGGUUUAGUCCUGUUUUUUGUUUUGUCAGUUGUCUUUCAUUCCUGUCUUGGUAAUGGGAAGAGAGGGGGAAAAAGCUGGAAAAAUAUCUUGUCUGUAAUAAAAUAUGCAUAAAUAUUAUUAAACUGUUUAGAAUUCAGAUUGUGUAAGCCAUCUCUUUGAAAUAGUGAGUAAAUAUUUGAUUUUAGCAACAUAAUAUUCAGUGCCAUUUUGUUUGGAGAUGUCCAACUAAACCAUCUGGUAGUGUUUGAAAACAGAAGGAAUAACUCUGGGAGAAGCGUCUGUAAAGUACUGUAUCCUAAUGUAAACUGUUCUGUCCACUGUAAUGACUCCAUUUGUCAGAGUUUCUAGUUGUUGAUAAAUAAGCAUUUUUCAAACAACAAAGUUUAUUUAUUGCUGUUGUCGCAAUAGUAACUGUAACAUUGUUUUUCUCAAAGUCCAAUGCUGCAUAGAAUAGGCCCAACAGCAGGGCAGAGACUUUGGGAAGGCUGCCUGGGGAAGGGACACAACUGGACUAUGCAGGAGCCACGGAAGGAGCAUGCAGGAAAGCCCCUUUAAUUUCCACACAACUUACAAACUGAUAACCUCAGUUAUUCUUUUCCUGUUUCCUACAUCUACAGCUACUUCAUCUGUCAAAAGAGGAACCAGUGGUCCUGUGCACUUUCCUGUGUUGCCCAAGGAGUAGCUGGUUGAGUUGCAGCCCCUGUGUCCCCUUGCGUGAUGAGCUGCUGGUGUAAUGUCCCUCCUACCAUCUGCACAGGAUGGCACCUGUCAAAGGCAGCUGAUGAAACUGACCUAGGAGUUUGUCACAGGCUGCACCUGACAGAUGAGGUCAAGGCAUGAGGGGGAGGCUACUUGAAGAAACCAUGUCAGGAGUCAUAGUGCCCAUGUCCAGACUAUAAAUCUGUCACGUGCUCUGUUGAACAACAUGAUCUGUCACACGUCCUGAAGCUAUAGUGGCUUCCCAUUGUACAGCCCAAAGAAUGGAGCUGGGUUAGAGGAAAGUGGAGAUCUCAGCAAAAACACCUUCACCACCACUGAGCCUCCUCUUAUAGCUGUAAUUAUUUGAGCUUUAGGGAAAUAGAGAGGAAUUUAGGGGUAAAACUUGGGCUUUUGAGUACUAAAAUGCAUCAGGACACAGAUAGGAAAGUGAAAUGAGUCUGUAAAGAUAUAUGCUUAUCAGAAGACCUGUUUACUACCAAAAGAUUUUACACUUUUUUGACUUCAGCUGACCAAAAAUAGAGGCUAAUUUCAUUUGGGUUUGUGUGUUCAUAGUUAAUCGAAUUUUCACAUUUAAAAUUAUGAAAAAUACAAUUUUACUAUUCAGUUAUUUGAAUCUUUUCUAAAAAAAAAAUAAAAUAGCAGUAGUUUACAUAUCUGGGAGAACACUAAAGGAGGUAUUUCCUUAAUAAUUCACCCUUUGCAGCUCUUGUAAACCUGAAGCUGUGAGCUGUAUUAUACUGGUGCCAGUGAUCAGCGAGGAGUGUGAAGCUGAUAUCCCAAUAUCUGUCAAAAAUAUAGAGCAAAAAAAACCUUGCAUAGGAUGUCAAAGAUACUGCACCAUAAAUGUGUAUUAUGCAUUUCUAUAAGAACUCAGAGUUACUAAUGAGUGUGAGGAUUAUUUUUACCUCUUCUAUAGAAAACUAGAUAUCUGCUUACACCAUUGAGCUAUUUUUUUCCAGAAAACACUGCCUACUAGUAACAACUUCAUGUCAAAUCAUUUGUUGAGUGUUUCUAGAGACAUUGUUUUCUUUUUGUUUGAAAGAAAAGAAAAAAGGCAGGAAGAGCAUAGCAGCUUCUCUGUACAAGUCAAGGUGUACUACAGAGUUAUUUGCUCCUUCAUUUCCUUGAAUUUCUAUAAACAGUGUGAUUUGUUUUGAUACAGUGAUCUACUGCAUGACAAUAAGUGGUUUUGAUAUCAAGGUAUAAAUUUAGUCUUUAGUAAUCUUGUAAGAAGAUUAUUUCUAUGACCUUAUUGUGGUUGGCUGCAUUAGCAGGUUUAGUGCAAUAGUGAAGGAAGGGCACUAAGGAGUAGAAAAGAGAGCUCAAAAUAAACGUUUGAUUCAGUUUUCUUUAUUAAAUUAAAAAAAAAAAGUUGCUGCUGUAUUAAUGUGUUGUACAAAAUCUUUUUUAUAAACAGCAUAUGGAAAGGAAACAUACCUGGCAAUAUUAAGUUAUUUAGAAUGUACUUAUAAAAAUACAGCCUACACUGGUUUUGUUUGCUAGAAGGGACAUAUUGAUUUUGGCAAUGCUCACAUGCAGUAUUAUCGCUCAGGUAUGUUUAAAGUGAUCUAUUAAUCACUCAAAUUUUAAUGAUACCAUGAUUAUGAAGAAGGCUAUAGCUUUUGAUACCCAGAGGCACCUUACUAACCAUUGUUGGAAUGAUCACGAUUCUACUCCUGUGGAAACUAGAUGCUAUGUUAUGAUAACUUAAUUAUACAGUACAUUCUCUAAACUGCUGAAAAAUAAUGUGACUUUUGGCCUGGAAACAGUGAUUUCACCUAUGAAUCCCAUAUACUCAAAACCUAUUUCAUGGUGUGAAGAGGUUUGUUUUCAGUUGACCCUGUAGUGCAUUUGUCAGUGUAACAGAAGAAAAAUUUUUCCUCCAAAGAGCAAAAUAUACCCAGUUAUUAUAAUUUUUCUGAAGAGUGUAGUUUUUCACAGUACCUUUAACCAUGAAAAUAGUACAUUUAAUCAGAUAAUUGAUUGGUAGACAUAAUAUAUCCCUGGGUAUUUAUUUUUCUAAUUCUCUGACCUUUUCCAAGAGAGCCCUGAGUAAUCCUAAAUUUUCAUUUUUAACCUUGCUCUUGGUAAAUAUUCAAUUUCUUCUUCAGCAUCUUUCUUAUGAAGGAAAAUAUCUAGGUUGGCUUUGUUCCAGGGAUCAUCUCAGUUAGAGAAACCUCUGCUUACUGGUUCUGGGAGAUCAUACCCACACUCAGAGCUGGUAGAGGAAAUAAUGUUGGCCUCACUGGCACAACCUCAGCUGGUGUCACAAUUGAAUUGUAGGCUGUGUUUGCCUUAAGUGCUGCUAGUGCUAGGCUGAAACAAUUGCAUGCAAGAGUUUGGGCUUGAAAUAAAAAUAAUAAUAAAACAGCCUCAAAAAAAAAAAAAAAAAACAAACAACCAAAAACCACCACAACAACAAAACAAAACAAACAAAAUAAAAGGGCAAAACAAACAACAAAAAGACACCAAACUGGAAUGACCCCAGGUAGCAGGGAACUGAGAUCAGUUCUCAAAUUUACUAUCGGUAAUUCAGUACGGGCAGUGAUGUCUUUGAGAAAAGCUGCCAAGAGGUCUGAAAAUUAUCUGCCAGUCUGAGACGUGCAUUCUUAGAGUGGCUGAUCUCUCGUAGAUGAUUAAGGCCUUUCAGAAAAGCUACUUAAUGUUAUAAAUUGAUUCUCUUUAGAAACUGUGAGGAAGGAAGACACACUGGAAGAGAGCUAAGAAUUAAACAAAGAGGCAAUUGACAGUUUUGAGGGCAUGUUUUCAAUAGCAGUUUUACUCCCUGGUUACUAGCUCCUUACUCUGCUGGGGAGGAAUAUAUUAUGGGUUGUGGAGUGGAUUUGGAUUUGGGGUUCUUUUCAGGAUUGUUUUUCUUUGUCUCCAUACUCCUUAGCUGUGUGAUACCAGCCAAAACAGAUUGUUCAAAUAUAAUCCAUAUAAAAAAUACAUUCAACACUCUGUUAAGAGUUUGAAGGCCUUUGUCUGGACAGCACUCAAUAAUCAGUAUUAGCUACUUCUGGUCUGCCUUAGUUCUACAUUUUUGUGCUCCCCAAGGGUUUACCAUAAGAGUUCUCACUUGAAUAAUGAGAUAAGAGCCCCGAAUAUAGGAAACGUUCAUGCAAAGGGCAAGUCUCAUGCAGCGGGAAAUCCCAGUUAUCCCUUCUAGCCUGUGCUCUCAGCCAGCCACAUGUCUGCCAAAGCAUACCCCAGGAAAAGGACGUUCCCUUACACAGUUACAAGUGCUUCAUGAUUAGUGCAGGGCACCUCCAGCACAACUGUCCUGCUGCCCCUCAAGGAUACCUUUUUUAGAAGAUUUUAGAAUUAGCUUUGCCAAUGGCCUUUCUGUGGGAUCCUUUUGGAGCCUAUAACCCUCGUCCAUCUCCAAGAAAUAAGAUGAGAUUUCGCUUUUUGAAGUCUUACAGUUUUGAUGUAGACAAUGGUACAUCAUCAGGACGAAGUCCCUUGGAUCCCAUGACAAGCCCUGGAUCAGGGCUAAUUCUUCAGGCAAAUUUUGUCCACAGUCAACGUAGAGAGUCUUUCCUUUACCGGUCAGACAGUGACUAUGAUCUUUCUCCAAAGUCCAUGUCUAGGAACUCCUCCAUUGCUAGUGAUAUACAUGGAGAUGACUUGAUUGUAACACCAUUUGCUCAGGUGCUGGCCAGCCUGCGUACUGUACGGAAUAACUUUGCUGCAUUAACCAAUUUACAAGAUCGGGCACCCAGCAAACGAUCACCAAUGUGUAACCAACCAUCCAUUAACAAAGCAACUAUAACAGAGGAGGCUUACCAAAAACUGGCCAGUGAGACCCUGGAGGAGCUGGACUGGUGCCUGGAGCAGCUGGAGACCCUGCAGACCAGGCAUUCCGUAAGCGAAAUGGCCUCGAACAAGUUUAAAAGAAUGCUCAAUCGGGAGCUAACCCACCUAUCUGCGACAAGCAGGUCAGGCAAUCAGGUCUCAGAAUAUAUAUCAAACACAUUCUUAGACAAACAACAUGAAGUUGAAAUCCCUUCUCCAACACAGAAAGAGAAAGAGAAAAAGAAGAGGCCAAUGUCCCAGAUCAGUGGAGUCAAAAAACUGAUGCACAGCUCCAGUCUAACUAAUUCUAGUAUUCCCAGAUUUGGAGUUAAAACAGACCAAGAAGAUGUUCUUGCCAAGGAACUAGAAGAUGUGAACAAGUGGGGCCUUCAGGUUUUCCGAGUAGCAGAGUUAUCUGAAAACAGACCUCUGACAGUCAUCAUGCACACCAUUUUUCAGGAACGGGACUUGUUAAAAACAUUUAAGAUUCCAGUAGACACUUUAAUAACUUACUUGAUGACCCUAGAAGACCAUUACCAUGCAGAUGUGGCAUAUCACAAUAACAUACAUGCUGCAGAUGUUGUUCAGUCAACCCAUGUCCUGCUAUCAACCCCGGCAUUAGAGGCAGUGUUCACUGAUUUGGAGAUUCUUGCAGCAAUUUUUGCCAGUGCAAUACAUGAUGUAGAUCAUCCUGGGGUUUCAAACCAGUUUCUUAUCAACACAAAUUCUGAACUCGCCUUGAUGUACAAUGACUCAUCAGUACUGGAGAAUCAUCACUUAGCUGUGGGCUUCAAGCUGCUGCAAGAAGAAAAUUGUGACAUUUUCCAGAAUUUGACCAAAAAACAGAGGCAAUCAUUGAGGAAAAUGGUCAUUGACAUUGUACUUGCAACAGACAUGUCUAAGCAUAUGAAUCUAUUGGCUGAUUUAAAAACUAUGGUUGAAACCAAAAAAGUGACCAGUUCUGGUGUCCUGCUUCUUGAUAACUAUUCAGACAGGAUUCAGGUUCUUCAGAAUAUGGUGCACUGUGCAGAUCUAAGCAAUCCAACCAAGCCACUCCAUCUCUACCGCCAAUGGACAGACAGAAUAAUGGAGGAAUUUUUCCAUCAAGGAGAUCGGGAAAGAGAGAGGGGAAUGGAGAUAAGUCCCAUGUGUGAUAAGCACAAUGCAUCUGUGGAAAAAUGGCAGGUGAGUUUUAUAGAAUACAUUGUUCAUCCUCUGUGGGAGACGUGGGCAGAUCUUGUUCACCCAGAUGCCCAGGAUAUCUUAGAUACACUGGAGAACAAUCGAGAAUGGUACCAGAGCACAAUCCCUCAAAGUCCCUCUCCUGCACCUGAUGACCAGGAAGAGGGUAGGCAGGGCCAAACUGAAAAAUUCCAGUUUGAACUAACACUGGAGGAAGAUGGUGAGUCAGACACCGAGAAGGAUAGUGGAAGCCAAGUAGAAGAAGACACCAGCUGCAGUGACUCCAAGACUCUUUGCACCCAGGAUUCAGAAUCCACUGAAAUUCCUCUUGAUGAGCAAGUAGGGGAAGAAGUAGAAGAAGAGGAGAACCGGGCAUAACCUUGUGUGGUAGAAGACCAUUGUCCCGACACAUAACAAGACACGGUCUUGUUCUUCUCUCUUGCCAUUGCCCUUUCUUUUCCUCUUUCUCUCUGGUUUUGUUUGUUUGUUUGUUUUCUAUUUUUAUUAGUUUAUGGUUUCCAAAGUGUAUGUCAUAUGCUACAACCAUGGUCACAACUCGCUGUCAUCUGCCAGGACAUUUGUUGAUCAAAACUGACCUUGAUGACUCAGUUUGGCACUCAGGAAUAUUGUAACCAGAAUUUUCACCUUCAUGGCAUCAGAAAGCUGAGGGGAUAACAUCCAUAAACUAUUCUUAAUAAGCUCUCCAUUUGACAGCUUUUAUUAAAUAAAGCAUAAAUUUCCAGAGGAGUACCACCUGCCAACCGAACGCUGGUAUGCUUUGAUAGUUUUUGAAUUCAUUGUAUUUCACAAGCAAAGCAUUGGAUAAUGUUCAUCAUCAGAGGAAAUGGACAGAAAAUAAACUGAGGUUCCUGCUGGAAAACAAAUGCACAUAAAUGAUGGGACACAACAUGAUUCUGUUACCAAUAGGAAGAUGAGCUGUGGAAAUUGAAUAAUUUUCUAAUUUCAAGUCUUCCUGAAAUGUGACUGAAGAAAGUGUGGCCCAGUGGGUUGCACUAACCUCUGCGUUUUGUAUCAUAUGUAAAAGAGAGAUCUUUUGUAGAGCUUACUUUUAUUAUUAAAUGUACCAAGGUAUUAUAUUUAAAGAAAAACACUUUCAGACUUCAUCUGCCACUGGUUAUUUUUUUUUCCAAAGAGUAACUUGCAAGUUUUCAGUACAAAUCUGUGCUACACUGGAUAAUACUUUCGGGUUUUUUUUCCUUCCCUUCUUUUUUUUUUUUUUUUUUUUUUUGCACCUUAGAAUCUCAUGGUAACUUUGAGUUGUAAAAGUAUAUUAUUUUAUAUAUUAGUGAGUUCCAUGAAUAUCCUUUAUGUUACAUAAAAUGCUGUCAGUCUGAUGGUUUUUGUUUUGCUUGUUUUUCAUCAUUUUCCCAAACAUCUUAGAGAAACUGACAUUGUGCUUUUGCCCUCAUAGUGGCCUGAUCCUGCCAAUUCUGUCUUAUUGCAAGAACCAGUCCCAGUGAAACCAACUGGGACAUCUAAGAUUAGGAUUUGCAGGACUAGAGCCCACGAGAAAGGUCAUGAAUUAUUGUCUUAAUACAAAAUCAGCUGUUUUACUAUACUAACAAAAUUCAUCACUCUGAAACGUGUUUUCCAGGCCAUUUGUGGCUGGGACGUAUAGACUGCUAAAUCAGAACAGGCUAAUACAAUAUAUGGGGAUAUUUGUUCUGGUGAAAAAAGCGUUAGUGUAAUAUUUCAAAUUUUGACUCUCUUAAUAACUUUUUAUCUCUGUCAAGCUAUCUAGUUAAACCAUUUACUAAUCUGAGAUGUGUAUAACAUAAAAAUAAUGAUCAGCAUUAUUUUUCAUGUCUGUUGCAAGAAGAGCCAAAUCGAUCUUUUUAUGUUUUUAAGUAAAAUAAUGAGAACUGUCAUUUACUCUGCAUUAUUUCAAUAUCAGAUCUUUCAUCCUCUAUUCAGCUUGUGCUGAGGGAAUUGUGCUUUUCAGUUUGGUUGGUACUGAAAGCUUCUGUAACUUGAGAAGUUAAAGGGAGGUAGGAGUUCGUAUUUGUUAUUUUCCAGUCGUGUUGUUUGGUUAAAUGAAAGAAGAAGAAAUUUUAUUUUCUCCACUUUACUCUCUGUUAAAAUUGUACUUUUAAGUGUAGAAGAUGAGAAAUAGUUGCCUAGGGAAAACAGCAGACUCCCACUUUAAAAUUCUGAUAAAAUGACAAUAGAAGAUGAUUUCUUAACAAAAGAAGAUAGCAACAGCCAUUAUUUUCCCUUGGAUUAAUUUUGUAGUAAAUUUGCAGAUAUGAAUACAGGUAUUUUUUUAAGUGUCUGAGAUCUAGAAAAAACCCUCUUCAAAAAAAUGAUUUGCUAAUAAUUCAGCUUUUAAAUGCAUUUUGCAUUCUUCUGUAUCCAAGUCAUAAUUGUCUCUACCUUUAACCCUCACAGGGCCUUAGUACAGAUGGUGGUGAAGGAAGAACGAGAAUGUAGAGAACUCAUGCAUUUUUUUUCAGUUUCUGACUCUGUUGUUGUUGUUGUUGUUGUUGUUGUUGAUUGCUUCUUCCUGAACCUGAGACAUCUAAAAAUCUUUUCAAUCCCCAAGAGUGCCUGGAACCUUAUAAUGGAAAAGCAAUACAAAUUACAAAAUAACCAGUAGGGACCUGAAAAGGUUUUGUGUGUGCACUAAUUGAAAGUAAAUGAAAAGAAUAAAAUCAUAUUGUGAAAUAUACACCCAUACAUGUGGACAAUCAAAUAGUAGAAAAUUAUAUAAUUCCUUAGAGACAGGGAUAUAAUGCACUGUACAAUCUUUUUUUUCCUCUUUUGCCAAAGUGUGUUUUAGCAUUGCACACUGCUUUAAAACAAUACAAUUUACAAGUGGCUUUUAUGUGUUCCAAAUAUUUUUGCCAUAAGAAAAUGCAGUGAGUUGGUAUUGAGUGGGGGAAAAAAUAAAAUUCACCUUGCUUAUAACAGUACAAUUUAGCUUGCAAGUUACUGUACUCAAUAACGCUGUAUUUGGAUUCGUAAAUUGUUUUGUGUCUUUACUAAAAAACUAUAAUGAAAGACUAUAGAUAGAAUAAAUAACAUUCAGAAGUUUAAAAAACUUGAAUGAAAUGGAUUUUACAGAAAGUUUUGACAGUUCUUUUCAAAUGCAUUAUUUAUUUUAUUUGUGCCAUGCAUUUUUCUCACCAAAUGACCUUACCUGUAAUACAGUCUUGUUUGUCUCUGUUUACAACCAUGUAUUUAUUGUAAUGUACAUACUGUAAUGUUAAUUGUAAAUUAUCAGUUCUUAUUAUAACAUCAUCCUUGUCAGGGUGGUGUUGCUGUAUUUGGAAACUCUUGGUGAGAGAAUGAUUAUUGUGUAUACAUAUUCCUUGUACAUUUUUUCUCCUGUAAUAUAUUCUGUGUCACCUUAGAGCUUGUUUAUGGAAGAUUCAAGAAAAGUAUAAAAUACAUAAAGAUAUAUCAAUAAAAAAAGCUGCAGGUCUUUGGUCCCAGGGCUGUGCCUUAACUUCAAACAAUAUUUUCUUCUGUUUUGCUGCAUUUGAAAGUAAGGUAGCUGUGGGGCUAGGGCUGGGCAUUUCUACCAUGUUUUUAGAUGCCAACUGAUGGGUUUACUCAUACGAGCUGAUAUGCAUGAUACUAUAAUGAGCUUUCAUUCAUGACCCUACUGGAAGUUCAAGCUUUUCCAGCAUUGCAAUAUAAAUGCAUUGCCUCUGAUUAUAUUUUUACAGGCUAUCAUCAGGGAUUACUGCAGCCAUUUUUUGCUCUUAAAAAAAAAGAAAAAAAAAAAGAAAAAAAUUCAGUACUGAAUUGCACUCAAACAGCUUUGGAAAGCAUCUCUAAUAAGCAUUUGUUUUUAAUGCGUAUUGGGAAAUUGAAUGAUGGUAAUAAAAAGGGUAUAUGUGAUAGACUUUUACAAUUAUCUGUAAUAUCCCUUGUUUAAUUUAGUAGCACAAAUUAUCACUGUGCAAGCAGACCAUAACAACAAAAGAAAACUUUCAUCUUGGAAAUGUUUCCCAACACCAAUAUUAGUGUUAUAAGCAGCCAAAGUUUGGUUUUAUAUAAAUGUAUCUAAGGCUUUGUACAGCUAUGUAUAGCAUAAUGCACUAGAUCUACAGGAGAGUGGUAUACCUUUAGAUCUUGUAAUAACACUAUUAGGUUUGCAGGUUGGACUGAGUAUCUCUUGUUGUUUGACUUGUCACAUUGCUCCAGACUACGUAGAUCUGAAAUCAGUGACUUUGCCAGAGAGAGGUAAAUACCUCUUCUCCAUUCCAGCGAUGCCCAGCCCUUGUAGCGUGCAACUUCUUUGUGAAAGGAGAGAUUCUUUUUCAAGGAAAAACAGAGCCUCCUUUUUGACACAAACUGUAGAUUAUAGCAGCCCUGGCCCAAAGGAAAUCGACUGAUUUUGUUUUAAACGGUAUAAAAGGGACACUAUAACAGCAGAAAUCCUGAACAAUUUUUCAUUAUUGUGUUAAUUUGAUUUUUCUUUUGGGGAUGUCUUGAGAGUGGCAACUUGUGUGACAUUGCACAUGACUAUUCUUUCACUGGCUUCUUAGCCUCUCUUACAACAUAGGGGAUAGUAUUGUACAUCAAUACCUUCAUAUGAAAUUUUUAUAUGCAAUGGAAAUAAAAGCAUGGAUUGAUUCUGCCUA